This is a messenger RNA of Loa loa (African eye worm), 318 nucleotides long. RefSeq lists its product as hypothetical. The coding region runs from base 1 to 318 and encodes 105 amino acids. The transcript has 4 exons. The record is from RefSeq and is a predicted model, not a curated record. Lineage: Eukaryota; Metazoa; Nematoda; Chromadorea; Rhabditida; Onchocercidae.
AUGGUACCAAUAUGUCACUCGAUAAAAGAUGUGACAGUAACAAACGACGGUGACGGUGCAAGAAAAACAGCAGAAAAUACAGAUCUGAUGUUUAUGCUGAAAUACACGGUAUUCGAUAGUGACUCAGAAGAUGAGCAAGAAGAAAAAGCGAAGCCAAUCUUUCUAGGGACGAACGGCAAGACAAAAGUGGUUGUGGAUAAUGCUUCAAAUGCCCAAAAUGGUGUAAUUUUGCAUGAUUUGGAUGAGGAUAGAAUAGAUUUGCUUGAUUAUGAUGAGGAACGGCUGGUAAGAUUGUCGCCGGAAAUACGAACACGUUAA